Spizellomyces punctatus DAOM BR117 is the source of this 2974-nucleotide messenger RNA. RefSeq lists its product as uncharacterized. The record is from RefSeq and is a predicted model, not a curated record. Gene Ontology annotation, cellular component: mismatch repair complex. Gene Ontology annotation, molecular function: ATP binding; mismatched DNA binding; ATP-dependent DNA damage sensor activity. The coding region runs from base 593 to 2632 and encodes 679 amino acids. The transcript has 16 exons. Gene Ontology annotation, biological process: mismatch repair. NCBI's taxonomy places the organism in Eukaryota, Fungi, Chytridiomycota, Chytridiomycetes, Spizellomycetales, Spizellomycetaceae.
CCCACGCUGGUUACUCUGCCUUAUGUCACUACCUCUGUUGAUGGCCUAUAGUGGCCCUCUUUCAUAACAUUAGUUCUCAGAGGUCUGAGCAAAUAUGUCCAUCCAAAGGCUACCAGAAGAUGCUGUCAGGCGACUACGAUCAGGUGUGGUCAUUGGGUCUAUGGCACAAUGCGUAGUCGAACUGGUUCACAAUGCCCUUGACGGUGCGGCAACUGUGGUGGAAGUCCUCGUUGACCCAACGGCAGCGUCCCUUCAAGUAACAGAUAAUGGCCUGGGGAUCAAUCCUGAAGGGUUUAAGUUGAUUGGGCAGCGCUAUGUCACAUCGAAGGCUGGAAAUGAGGAUGGAGAUCGCACUUACGGCUUUCGAGGAGAAGCGUUGGCAAGUAUAGCAGAGAUAUCCCGACUGGAAAUCGUUAGCAGGAGCAAUUACCUACAAACCUAUUCUUUAACCUUGAAGGUACCUAUUUUACGCCAACAAAUGUGUGAAGAGGACGAGGCAUUUUGACGAAUGAACACCUAGGGAGGAAGUCAGAUAUAUUUUGGGCCUGCUUCGGUUGGACGAAGGCGGGGAACUACGGUUAUCGUCAGAGACAUGUUCUACAAGUACCCUGUUCGCCGAAAAAGGCUGCUGGAGGAAAAUUCUAUCGAAGGAAUCAAGCGGGCUUUGGAACGGAUUGCCCUGGCACGUCCUUACCUGACUCUCACAUUAAUUGAUCAAAGCAAGGAUGUGAAACUGCUCGCUACCCACAAGGCAAACUGCGCUAUAUCCAUUUUCAGACAGCUUUUUGGGAUAUCCGUCUCACAGGAUUUAAUAUCCAUUAACAAAAGCAGACAUGGAUACGUUCUAGAUGGUUUCAUUUCUUUGAAAGGUUUCCCCUCCAAGUAUCAUCAGUACCUUUAUAUCAACGAGCAUUUCAUGGCGCCAAACCCUUUACAUAAGCUCAUCAACAGCACUAUAGCAAAAAGCAGCUUUGGUAUGCAGGAAGAGGAUGAAUCGGUCUGCUUGGCCCUAGACAAAACCUCGCCCACAAAAAAGAAGUACAGCACGAAAACAGUGGAAAAGUACCCAAUUUUCUUCUUGAAGCUGAAAUGUCCACCAAACACCUGCGACCUCCUUUUAGAUCCCGGGAAGAGCAUUGUGGAGUUUCAGGAAUGGGACACAGUUCUAACUUUGGUCGAGGAUGCCGUGACCGAAUUCUUGAUAGAACAUAAUUUUCUUAACGAUGCUGCUGAAGGGACGUCAGUGAUGGGUCAGACAUCUGAUAUGGAGUCGGACGAGUCAUCAAGUGAAAUGUGCUCGCCAAACGUGGAAAGGAUCAACAGAACACUCGCGUUUGAGCAUGCUUUACCUAUCAAAAGCGCCAACGCAUUUUCAUUAGAAGAGCUACAAAGCACCUCCGUGUCGCUAAAUACUCCACGUCCGGUGUUCGAAGGGGAACAAUUUGAAGACAAUUCAGUGGGAGGGGAGUUCAGCGUCUGGAGCAACCCAACCACGCAAGGAAAAUACUGGAUCGAUAGAAGAACUGGCAACUCAUACCGUUCUUUACCUGGCCAGAACGCAAAAGGCCCCUCUAUGCAGAGCGAGAACAAUCGCGUUGACAAACGAAGUUUGCGAGUGCGGCGUCUCAACAGUACGGCAAACAGUACAUUAAACAAUUUACGGAUGGAUGAUUCACUUCGAAAAUGGAAUAAUCCUGUUUUCAAACGCACGGAAAGGCAACUACCCUCGUUCACUCUCCCUAGUGAGAGCCACGCACGCUCGUUUGCUCAGAAGGCAAACCAAACGUUUAACGGACUGCCCACAGAAGAAAUUGUGGAAAACAUCAGCAAGGGUAGUUUAGACCAACUCCGGGUCAUAGCGCAGGUGGACAACAAAUUUAUCGCCGGGAAGCUGGCCCAGGCCUCAUCAGAUACCGAUCUUUUGGUGAUUAUUGACCAGCACGCCGCGGAUGAGCGGGUGCGUUUGGAGGCUUUGCUUGCAGAGUUACAUCAAGCGGGGGGAUCGGACGAUAAUGUUGGGAAUGAUAAUGGUGAUGAAGGAGAAUGUAUCGUUGAUGUCAUGAAGCUGGAUCCACCUUGUCGGACUACUAUGCAAGCGCGAGAAGCACAAGCUGCCCUUCGCCAUCACUCUCGAUACAAACGAUGGGGCAUCUUCUUCUCAUGUCCUGAUCUCGAGGGUGGCGCCAACAAACGUGAACAGGCGCUGGCGAAACCUGAUGCAACUGUUCGUAUUGAAGUUGAUCGCCUACCACGGUUGAUUGCGGAUCGGUGUGUCGUUGAUCCUGGUGUGGUCAGGGACUUGAUAAGACAGCAUUUGUAUUGGCUUGAAGAAGGAGCGGAACGUGGAGGAUUGGGAAGCAAGUGCCCGAGAGGUAUCUUGGAAAUAUUAAAUUCCAAGGCUUGCAGAUCGGCCAUCAUGUUUGGGGAUCCAUUGACAAAAGCGGACUGCACGAAGCUGAUCAACAAACUCAUCAAAUGCAAGUUCCCUUUCCAGUGUGCUCACGGCCGGCCAACAAUGGUUCCCAUUGCACAUAUUGGGAAAGUGAUGCGGACAAUUAGGCGUUCAAAGAACGGGAUCGGGAUGAAUAAGCGAAGCAUAAGAUGGGAUGCCUGGAGAAAACGCACUGGAUAGCCCUGUACGCAACAUAAAACCAGCGGCAGAACCAUGGUUGUGGGGAUAAGUUCCCGUGCGUACACCAUCCAGAUGGACCUGUUUAUCAACGUAUGACGCAUGUCUACUACAAGUUUCAGUAACGUUUGCUCCGUGGACACCUUUACCCAUGGCAUGUUGGGAGAGUAAGAGAAACAUGACCAUGUAUCUGAAAGACUGACAAUCUCCUCAAUGGGCUCCUGCCUGCGAAACUACUCAUUGCCCGAUUCCUGCACGUACAAAGUAAAUUAUAGAAGCAAGUUUUACUUGUUCACAAACAUAACCACCCUGUGUAUAUAGUUCACAAUUACUAUUCAUAAAGGA